GUGGUCACUUAUUUACUAGUAAGCCAGAAGCCCCAAAGCAGCUAUGAAGUGCAAGUUAUACAUGACUGGACCUUUUGGACGGUCCUGAGCCAAGACCCCGUUUACGCCGAGCUGAGGAAAGACGAGAGGCUGACGAAAGAAAGCGGAGAAAUUCUGCAGGCGCAGGUCUGCAUCCUGCUCAGGAAAAUAAGUUCUCUGAAGAAGAUCCACAGUGAGCUGGGAGCAGAUUUACACGACAAAGGUGAAGCCACCAAGUUUACCAUGAAAUGCAUGACCCUUGAGCUCAACAUGCCGAGCUCCUGUCUGCCUGCCGGUCAGUACAAGCCUCACCAUGUGGGCUAUGACACAUGGCUGUCUCACUGCAAAGACCUGAAGACGGCGGCCAACAUCCUGAUGAAGGACUCUUCUUCCUUCAGGGGAAACCUGAGGUUCUCUCUGGCCAAUAUAAAAAACGCCCACAAGCGUCAGCGCCGCAGGAUAGACGACGCUCUGAGGAAGAAAAUCUACGAACUGACCAGAAACCAGGAAAUGCUGCUCUUGAAAAGAAAGCAGAUCAGUGAUGACAUUUCUGAUCAGACCAAAGAAAUACAGAAACUGAAGUGUGAGAUCAGGAGCUGUGACACCAAACUGGAUCAUGCUUCCCACCGCCUGGACAUCCUCAACCAGAGACCUGGAUACGAGCUCUGCCGGGACUUGCCGCACAUCAGCCUCACGCUGGAGAAUUACGACCUGGUAAAAAUAGGAGCUGGACUUCGCUCGGCGCUGAAGUUCUCUCAUCAGAACCUGGAGCUCCAACACAAGCACCUGAUGAUUGUCGAGGAGAAACUGUCCAAAAACGCUCACAUCCUAGGGGUGGAGCAGAAGUGUCAGAGCCUACUUCAGACUUUCCAGCCUGCCCAUGACACCGUCGUGGUCCUCGCCAACAAGGCCAAACUUCACAAGACCACGAGCAGCUCCAGCUGUCGUGAAUGCUUUCAGUAGGGCGCAUCUGCAGUCUUUUAUUCAUUAAAACACGUAUGAGCAAA
Molecule: messenger RNA, 1025 nt
Organism: Pundamilia nyererei
Lineage: Eukaryota; Metazoa; Chordata; Actinopteri; Cichliformes; Cichlidae
Product: tektin-5-like
Exons: 7
Coding region: 262-981 (239 amino acids)
Biological process (GO): cilium assembly; cilium movement involved in cell motility
Cellular component (GO): nucleus; microtubule cytoskeleton
Source: RefSeq, a predicted model, not a curated record